Rhodotorula graminis WP1 is the source of this 1647-nucleotide messenger RNA. RefSeq lists its product as uncharacterized. Gene Ontology annotation, biological process: plasma membrane lactate transport. NCBI's taxonomy places the organism in Eukaryota, Fungi, Basidiomycota, Microbotryomycetes, Sporidiobolales, Sporidiobolaceae. Gene Ontology annotation, cellular component: plasma membrane. The record is from RefSeq and is a predicted model, not a curated record. Gene Ontology annotation, molecular function: secondary active monocarboxylate transmembrane transporter activity. The transcript has 9 exons. The annotation marks the transcript as partial.
AUCAACUUCUUCAAGGUCCUCGGCUCCCUCACCGCGCUCCAAUGGGCCUUCUUCCUCAGCGGCUGGCUUGCAUGGACCUGCGACGCUAUCGACUUCUUCGCCGUCUCGCUGUCGAACCACCGCCUCGAGAUCUUCUUCGACAAGCCGCUCAAGCAGAUCACGACCUCGAUCACGCUCACGCUCCUCUUCCGCCCGGCCGGCGCCGUCAUCUUUGGCCUUGCCUCGGACCGCUGGGGCAGGAAGUACCCGCUCAUCAUCGAUCUGUGCUGCUGCGGCGCCCUCUCGCUCGGCACCGCGUUCGUCAAGACGUUCCCGCAAUUUCUCGCCGUCCGCUGCCUGUUCGGCAUUGCCAUGGGCGGUAUCUGGGGAUUGUCCGCCGCCCUCGCGUUGGAGAACAUGCCCGUCCGCGCUCGCGGCCUCUUCUCCGGCCUCCUUCAGCAGGGUUACGCCGUCGGCUACCUCAUCGCGGCCGUCCUCAACCUCACCGAGGUCGCGCGCCACAACGACUUCAAGAUCCUGUUCUACUUUGCCUCCGCGGUCUCCUUCUUCGCCGCUCUCGUGCGCCUCGUCCUCCCCGAGUCGGCGUACUUCCUCGAGCGUCGCGAGGCCGACAAGGCCCAGGGCACCACCGUCUCGUCGAGCACCAAGUCCAAGAUCUUCCUCCGCGAGGCUGGACGCGCGCUCAAGAUUCACUGGGUCCGCUGCAUCUUUGCCGUUAUUAUUAUGUCUCUAUUCAACUUCUUCAGCCACUCGAGUCAGGACGUGUACCCUAGCUACAUCCAGGACGGCAAGGGUUUGAGUGCACACACGGCUACGCUCGCGACAAUCGUCGGUAACGUCGGCGCCAUCGUCGGCGGCACCGUCGCGGGCUACGUCUCGCAGUUCCUCGGCCGCCGCCUCACAAUUAUCGUCAUGUGCAUCUGGACCUGCGCCUUCAUCCCGCUGUGGUACCUUCCCAGCUCGUUCGCCGGCCUGGCGGCGGGUGCCUUCUUUGUUCAGUUCGGCGUGCAGGGAGCGUGGGGCGUCAUCCCGGUCUACCUCGCCGAGCUCUCGCCGGUCGCUUUCCGCGCCGUCUGGCCCGGUGUCGCCUACCAGCUCGGAAACAUGGUUUCGUCGGCGUCCGCUCAGAUCGAGGCGACGGCGGGCGAGAACCUCAAGACAGCUGCAGGGCGCCCGAACUACGGUCUCAUCGGCGUCAUCUUGAUCGUUGUGCGUCCCUACCCCUCUUCUCUGCUGCUGCGCUUGGCCCUCCCUCCCUCGUUGCUGAACUUCCUCGCACCGCCCGCAGAUUGUCGCCGGCUUGAUCAUCGUCUGCUGCCUCGUCGGCGCCGAGGCGCACGGCUCGCACUUCGAAAAGGGCAAGGCGGCGUUCGAGGAGGGCGGCGGGCUCGACGAGAUCGAGGAGCGUGCGUCUCCUUCCCCAUCUCUCACCCUCGGGCUCUCGCGCCUCCUUCUCUCUCUCUCUCUCCUACGCGCAUAUCUGAUGCGUCCUGCAUCCUGCUCGCAGUCAAGGACGACACGUCGCCGAGCGCCAGGUACGGCGAGGCCGACCUCGAGAAGGACGGCCAGGCCAAGAUUGGGCAGCCGAUGCACCGCGAGUCGGCGAGCAUGACGGACGACAAGCGCAGCGUGUCGACGUACGCCUGA